Molecule: messenger RNA, 2177 nt
Organism: Mangifera indica (mango)
Lineage: Eukaryota; Viridiplantae; Streptophyta; Magnoliopsida; Sapindales; Anacardiaceae
Product: serine/threonine protein phosphatase 2A 57 kDa regulatory subunit B' alpha isoform-like
Exons: 2
Coding region: 736-2127 (463 amino acids)
Biological process (GO): signal transduction
Cellular component (GO): protein phosphatase type 2A complex
Molecular function (GO): protein phosphatase regulator activity
Source: RefSeq, a predicted model, not a curated record
AUUUUGGUUGUCUCUCUUUCUCUGAGAGAAAAAGAUGGUUAAGACUCCAGGAAUUUAGACCUCCUAGAUAUCUACUCUGCUUCUGCCUCUUACCAUGGUAAUGAAUCAUGAACUGUGAAUGGUAAUGCUAGCAACUUCAUACAGAAUGCAUAUAUCGGCAAUAGUUUUGGGAGCUGAUUUUCUUAUGUUGUGGAUCUGCUAAUAUGCCAUUUCUGGAAGCUAAUUGCAGGAAUAGAGAACUGAGAUUGUCUCAUUUUAGUAAAUAUAUCUAGAAUAUUAUUACUUGUUAUAAGGAUUUGUUGAGGUCCAAAAUGUCCACAAUGUUGGUGGGUAGCUGAAGCACAUUAUUAGUGCAUUGGAAACAUUUUAGCGAGGCCUGUUUGUCCUCUUGCUGAUGUCUCCAUAUGAAUUGCAACCUAGUAAUUUUUGUAACCCAAAUUACUCUAAAAACUUGAGAAAUGAAUCCACGUGGCAUUCACCCAGAUGAGGAGCAAGAACAAAGAAGCUAGAUCGCAACCUGUCACAUUACUGGACUCCUGGGAGAACUUUUUAUACUCCAUUUUCGGAUAUUACAACCAUUGUUGUCUGUAAAAUAUCGCUGUCCUUUUGGAAUUUCUUUCAUAACCCAACAAGGGGAAAAGAUAAGGAAGAUACAUUGAAACAUUCUCUCUUUCAGCAGUUUGAAAAUUAUAAUCAAACUGUUUGGUGUGGUUGGAGAAGUAAAGAAGAAAGAACAUGGGUGUAAUUAGGAACUCUAAAGAGACUUCUUCAAAGAAAAAACCUCGGAGUACCACACUUAAGUACCUGUUUGAUCUUGAUUCCAACUUUUGCAGUAAUCCUUCUAGUCCCAACAAUGGCAAGCCCUCAUCUUUCGAUUCCGAAAAUGAAGAAAUCCUAUCAGCUAUCUCUAUCUGUACUACUGUUUUCACCUUCACUGAUCCUGCAGAGUCUCCUUCUCAGCAGGACCUCAAGCGCCUCAAACUCACUCAAUUACUUGCAGUCACAAAGUCCCCCAAGAAGCCACUGGAUGAUCGAAUUCUGUCUCGUUUAAUCUCCAUGGUAUCGACCAACCUCUUCAGGCCUCUCCCGCCACCAUCUAAUACCUCCAUCAUCACGGAGUUAGCAGAAGAUGAAGACUUGUUUUCCAGUCCAGGACCUUUGUGGUCACACCUACAAAUUAUUUAUGACAUUCUCCUCAGGCUUGUUCUUGACGUGGAUUCCAAGAUACUUCGCGAGUACAUCGAUCAUCAUUUCCUCACCAACCUACUGUCCCUAUUUCAAACCGAAGAUUCAAGAGAAUGCGACACUUUGAAGAAUGUUUACCAUAGGAUAUAUGCAAAAUUCACUUUCUACCGAUCAUUUAUGAGAAAAUCGAUGAAUGAUGUUUUCCUUCACUAUUUGUACGAGGCAGAGAAGCAUUAUGGGAUUGGGGAGCUUCUUGAGAUAUGGGGAAGUAUCAUCAAUGGUUUCACAGUUCCACUCAAGGAAGAACACAAGCUAUUCCUGAUGAGGGUGCUCAUUCCUUUGCACAAGCUCAAAGGAAUGCAGGUUUAUCACAGGCAGUUGGCUUAUUGUGUGUCUCAGUUUGUGCAGAAAGAGCCUGCGCUCGGCGGGGUGGUUGUUAGAGGCAUUUUGAAGUAUUGGCCUGUCACUAAUUGUCAGAAGGAAGUCAUGCUUAUAGGAGAACUCGAAGAAUUGGUGGAGAACAUUGACCCUGAUCAAUACAGGAGGCUGGCCCUGCCUAUAUGUACCCAAAUCACAAGGUGUUUGAACAGCUUCAACUCACAGGUUGCCGAGCGAGCCCUUUACGUAUGGAACAAUGAACAGUUUGUAAAGAUGGCAGAAUCAGCAUUGGAAGAAGUGUUUCCAGUGAUUGUAGAAGGCAUGGAAAGGAACCUGAAGCUGCACUGGAGCAAUAGUGUGAAGCAACUGACAGAAAAUGUAAAGUCGAUGCUGGAAAAAAUGGAUCAAAAUUUAUACAGCAAAUGCCUGCAACAAAUAAAUCUCAGAGAAGCUGAAGCUCACAAAGAAGAGAUCAUUAGGAAACAGAAAUGGGAAAGAAUUGAAAUGGCAGCAUCUCUAAAUGAAAUACUCAAACAAACAGAGUCUGUAAGUGUUUCUCAUUGAAGAACAACAAUACAAUGUUGUGUGCUGGCAAUUUGUUUAUCCAGAAUCAA